UCUCUCGUUCAUACACUAAAAUCAGACGGCUGUGCAAUGAAAUUGUUUUUAUUUAUUAAAAUAUGUGUCGUUUGUAUAAUUUUGGCGACCUUAAAUACUCAAACAAAUGCUGCUAAAAUAUUAUCAAUUUUUGGUUAUCCGGGACCUUCACAAUACAUCAUGGCAGCGACUUUAUUAAAAGAUUUAGCUGAACGUGGUCAUGAGGUCACCUCAAUUUCAACGUUUCCACAAAAGACACCGGUUAAAAAUUUCCGAGAUAUUGCAGUAAUGGAAAAUUCAAAGUUGUUUGAAUCUCUAAUGUCCGAAGCCGUGGGAGAAGUGAAAGAGAAAACCUUCUUUGAUGAGCUAUUUGAGUUUUCUGAUUUUGGCGCUAAAAUGGUGGUGAAUGUGCUGGAGCAUCCAAAAGUUAAAGAUAUUAUGAAAAAUGAAAAAUUUGAUUUAAUAAUACUGGAAGCAUUAUACUGUGAUGCCUUGUAUGCUUUGGGACAACACUUUAAUGCUCCCAUGGUGGGUGUCUCCACCUUUGGCACCAUAAAUUUUGUUGAUGUUUUAGUGAAUAACAUAUCGCCCAUGUCUUAUAUACCCCACAUGUCUCUACCAUUUGACAAUCAUAUGAAUCUCCAGGAAAGACUAGUGAAUGUGGUCACCAGUGUUAUGGAUGAUUUUCUGCAUAAUUUUCUGAUGCUGCCGACUCAAAAGAAAAUUUUUGAAAAAUAUUUCCCCUCUUCCAAGCUGACAUUCGAGGAAGUAAGAAAAAAUUUCUCUUUGGUAUUAUUAAAUCAUCAUUUUACCUUGGGUUUCCCACGGCCAUAUGUCACAAAUAUGAUUGAGGUGGGCGGUUUGCAUAUAAAACAAAAACCUGAUCCAUUACCCCAGGACUUGCAGCAGUUUCUGGACAAUGCCAGCGAAGGAGCCAUAUAUUUCUCUAUGGGUUCGAAUUUGAAGAGCAAAGAUAUUCCGCCCGAAACUUUGAAGGUAUUUUUGGAUACCUUUAGGGAACUUAAACAAAAGGUGCUUUGGAAAUUUGAAGAUGAAUCUAUGCCCAACAAACCACACAAUGUUUUCAUAAAAUCAUGGUAUCCUCAACCCUCGGUAUUGGCUCAUCCCAAUGUGAAGCUGUUCAUAUCUCAUGGUGGUUUCUUAAGCACAACAGAAACCAUAUUCCAUGGUAAACCUAUUUUGGGCAUACCCAUAUUUGGUGAUCAACCCAUGAAUGUUAAGAAUGCUGUUAGAGGAGGUUACGCAUUGUCUUUGCAAUUAAAUGACAUAACUAAGGAGUCCUUUAAGUCUACCAUAGUGGAGCUUCUAACAAAUGAACGUUACACUAAAAGAGUCCAACAGUUAUCGUGUCAAUUUAGAGAUCAGCCUCAGACACCUUUGGAGACAGCUAUUUACUGGAUUGAGUACGUUUUGAGGCAUGAGGGUGCACCUCAUAUGCGUAAUGCUGGAACGGACUUAAACUAUUUGCAGCAAUAUAAUAUUGAUGUAUUUGCUAUAUUAGCUGGAGGUUUUGUUGUCAUUAUUUUUGCAUUGGUGGCUGUUGUACGUUUAAUGGCUAAAUUGUUGUGUGGAGGUAAGGAAACAAAGAAGAGUUCGACCAAAAAUAAAGUAAAGCGUAGUUAAGUAAAUAUAUAUAUAUAUAUAUAUCAACAAUAUAAUAUAUAUAAAUUAUCUAUAUAUAUCAACAAUGGCCAAGUUGUAUAAAUUAAUUAAUUUGUUUGCAUUUAGUAUUUUAAGCCAUUUAAUAAAUAUUUAUAUACAAAAUAAAACCAGAA
Calliphora vicina (urban bluebottle blowfly) is the source of this 1775-nucleotide messenger RNA. Its product is annotated as UDP-glucosyltransferase 2-like. Gene Ontology annotation, molecular function: UDP-glycosyltransferase activity. The transcript is spliced from 2 exons. The coding region runs from base 37 to 1623 and encodes 528 amino acids. NCBI's taxonomy places the organism in Eukaryota, Metazoa, Arthropoda, Insecta, Diptera, Calliphoridae. The record is from RefSeq and is a predicted model, not a curated record.